UUUUGCUCUUUUCUUGCGAAAUAAAGACUUGUUUUUGUACUUUUUGCACUGUCCUACUGUGUGACUCCUGAUUGAAGUGCAUAUGGAGUCUAUGAUGGUGGGUCGGGAAUAGUUUGCCUUCAUAAUAAGCAGACUAUACGCAUAAUGAUUAUGUGGUGUGUAGCUUUACUGCAUGCUCACUUGUUUGGUAUAAUGCCAAAUUCUAAUAAGACAAGUACGUUAUUUAUGUUCGUCUUUAUUGUGUGCCUCUGCUCCACAGGGCGAGCCCUCACCGAUGAAGACUACCUGGUACUGUCCUCUGGAUCUGUCCACUGUGGUGGAGGAAGAGGAGGAUGGAGUGAUCUACACAGUGGUCGUCAAACAGCCGCCUGGAGGCCCCACCAGUCCAAUGUCAGGAGUUUCUCGCUCCCAGUGUGUUAAAGCGGGGACAGAAGAGAAGCUGGUGCUCCACCUCCUCCACUCCUUUUCUAUGGGAGACUCCUCCUUCAUCACCAUCUUCCUCUCCACCUACCGCUCCUUCACCUCCACAGAGAGAGUGCUGGAUAUCCUCACUGACAGAUUGGAGAAUCCACCAGGGAACAGCGUGAGGAGCCAGACGAGACAAUCUUUCAACAAAGCGGUGUGUACAGUAUUCAGCACAUGGCUCACAGAGUAUCCUGAAGACUUUAAGAGUUUGGGGGACCCCUCGCGCCUGCUGCGCCUGGCUCCGCUGCUCCCUCGGGACUCCUCCUCUGCAGCCGACCUCCGCGCUCGCUUCCUCAGGAUAGCCGAGGAGCUCAGCGAGAAAGCCCUGCUCCCUGACGCCCAUGAAGAUCGGACCGGUUUCACCGGCCCCCCUGACGCCUCCAAAUUCGAACCCACCAGCGUCCUGGGAUUCCCUGCAGCGCUCAUCGCUGAGCAGCUCACCAGGAUAGAGACGGAGCUGUUUGUCCGUCUGGUCCCGUACCACUGCCUCGGCUCCCUGUGGUCUCAAAGGGAUAAGAAAGGGAGGGAAGGCGUUUGCUGGUCCGUCCGGGCCACUGUACGUCAGUUCAACAAGCUGGCCAAUGCGGUUUUAGCGUCCUGCCUUUGCCCCACGAAGCUCCGCAGCCAGCAAAGAGCUCGACUGCUGGAGAAAUGGAUCAGCGUGGCAGAGGAGUGCCGAGCCAGAAAGAACUUCUCCUCGCUGUACGCCAUCGUGUCUGCCCUGCAGAGCAACCCCAUCCACCGGCUGAGGAAGACGUGGCAGGACACUGACAGGGAGGCAAUGAGGAGAUAUGAGGAACUGUCAGAAAUAUUCUCAGAGAAGGACAACUACUCACAGAGUAGAGAGCUCCUGAAGGAGGAGGGCACGUCAAAGUUUGCCAACAUUGACAACAGGCUCAACAAUAAACAUCUUAAUAAGUCCAAUGCCCAGGGCACCGUGCCCUACCUGGGAAUCUUUCUCACAGACCUCACCAUGCUGGACACAGCAGUCAAAGACAGGCUUGAUAACGGCUACAUCAACUUUGACAAAAGGAGGAGGGAAUUUGAGGUCUUAGCUCAAAUCCGGCUCCUGCAGUCUUCCUGUAAAAACUGUGUUUUCAGCACUGAGGAGUCCAUCAUACAGUGGUACCACAGUGUGCCUACGCUAACAGAGGAGGAAAGUUACAGACUGUCCAAUGAAAUUGAAGCGCCCAGCGAGCCGAGCCCCCGUGUCCUUACUCCAACAGUCAUCAUCACACAGUGCCCAGACCUGAGCACCUCCCGGACCAGCCUGGCUGGUGACAGCGAAAGCCUCUUUGAAUUUCCCUCACCUGUCAAUAACCUGCUUUCAAAACUCACAAAGCAUAUGAGAUCUCCAUCUGUGUCCUGUCUGGAUGUUGACACAUCCCCUCCUAGCAAUGACUCCACACCCGCCACAUUGACUCCGUCCACUCCCACAAAAUCUCACCGCCGAUCGGCCUCCUGCGGCAACAACCCCCCCAAUAACAUCCAAGGGUCUGGGCCCGACAUGCAAAUCAUCAGGAUACGGAUGGACCUGCAGGACGGAAACCUAUACCGAAGCAUACUGGUUACGAGCAAUGAUAAGACCCCCGCGGUGAUCAGCUCUGCCUUAGAAAAGCACAAUCAGGACCCCAAACAGGCGCCCAAGUAUGAGCUGAUCCAACUUCUGCCUGAAGGAAAAGAACUGGUCAUCCCUGCUACAGGAAACGUCUUCUACGCCAUGACAUCGUCUAGUGUUGACUUCCUGUUGAGAAGGAAAGGCGGGAACACUCCUAUUGGCUCACAGCCAAUCAGCACAGAGACGAGCGCCACAUUUCCUCGAAUAAAGGCCAAGGGGAGGAGACUGGUCAGGACUCUAUUUUGAUAUCAGAUUUUCCUCGGCUUUGUCCACAGUGACAUUUUUCUCGUAGCCCUGACACGAAUGCAGCGCGAUCGCUCACGGACAGUAAACGUGGCCUUCUCUGUGCAAAACAAAAAUCUACAAAUGCCUUUGUCCCAUGCUCCUCAACCAAAACUCCAAGACCAAGUUUGUCAGAAAUUUCAGACCUCCUGCUGCCCUUCCGUCUUCACCAGAGCAGCCUGCUGAUGAAGAACAGUGUCCGUUUUCUUCUUUUUUCCAAAAAAUAUGCAUUUCUUAUUUACACCCAAAAGUAGAGCAAUGGAAGCCUUUAACUGGUGCUUUUGGUGCUGGCUCUCGACCCCCAGUCAGGUAGCACUUGAUGCAUCUUUUUCAUUCCGACUCGAUGAAUAAGAUCUCUUUUAAUCACCAACAAGAAAUCCCUUGUUGCCGUGUGCCUCAGCCAUGAGUGAUGCUUCCAAAUGUAAAAAGGAGAUUGAAUUGGUCAGAACGCGUUUUUCGGUGAUCACCCAUGAGGCCGUCGAAGGAUUUAAGACUGUUUUGUUGACUGUUAGUUUGUUUGGGGGGGAGUCACAAUGCAAUCUAAUCUGGUUUUCCGGUAAAAAGCACACAUCAGGAAGACACAUGGAUGGAAAAAGAUGCAGAGCAAGUGCAUCAUUGUAGCAAAACACUGGAGCUUGUCAUAUGUGAAUUACACUUAUACAUAUGCUAUAUUUGUAUAUAUUUAUAUAUUUCGUACAUCUGUGUGAUGCCAACAUUGUGUUUACACUGGCAAGGAGCUCUCUGUCCAUAUGUCUGAACUGUCCAGUAACUAACUGAUCAAGGAAAAAAAAAAAAAAAGCAUCAAAUACCUGCAAAGUUUCCAUUUUACACAGGCCAGCAUCUGUCAACAGACAGUGAGUGAUUAUUUCAGAGGUGACUCAUGCAGAUAUUAAUUUCACCUUAAACUUAAAACUGCAUUAAUCAAUAUUUUUCUAUUAACAUUGAAUCAAACGACUAUUUGUAUUGUGAAGGUGAAGGAGUUGUGAUGAACCAACUCUGCAGCUCAAGUGAGAUUUUUAGCCCCUUUUGGCUAAUUGUUUUUGUUCUACAGCCCAAAAAAGUCCUUUAUGGUUCAUUGUUACCAUUAUCGACACCUUUUCCAGCAACAGCUGUUUUCAUCAAAGAAAAAAAAAAAAAAA
Xiphias gladius (swordfish) is the source of this 3504-nucleotide messenger RNA. RefSeq names its product ral guanine nucleotide dissociation stimulator-like 2 (gene rgl2). Gene Ontology annotation, cellular component: plasma membrane. The record is from RefSeq and is a predicted model, not a curated record. Gene Ontology annotation, biological process: positive regulation of GTPase activity; Ras protein signal transduction. Bases 275 to 2329 code for a protein of 684 amino acids. Gene Ontology annotation, molecular function: guanyl-nucleotide exchange factor activity. The transcript is spliced from 18 exons. NCBI's taxonomy places the organism in Eukaryota, Metazoa, Chordata, Actinopteri, Istiophoriformes, Xiphiidae.